Messenger RNA from Tetrahymena thermophila SB210, 2043 nucleotides. Its product is annotated as tetratricopeptide repeat protein. NCBI's taxonomy places the organism in Eukaryota, Ciliophora, Oligohymenophorea, Hymenostomatida, Tetrahymenidae. Gene Ontology annotation, molecular function: protein binding; ATP binding; protein kinase activity. Gene Ontology annotation, biological process: protein phosphorylation. The record is from RefSeq and is a predicted model, not a curated record. The transcript has a single exon.
AUGAGUGAAACAAGUUCGUCUUUUAGAUAAUAGAUUUUAGAAACUAAGCUGCCAUUUGAGCAAAAAGAUUAACAACAAGAUUUUUAAGAAAUAGAUUAGGUAAUAAAAAAAUAAUUUGAAGAAUAAUUCAAAAUGGUAUCUUAACAAUUAGAAAAUACAAAAGAUAUGUUAAUUCAAGGUUAACAAAAAGUAUAGUAUGACUCUGUUUGGACUUUGGUAGUAUUAGACACUGAAGAAAAUAGUUUAUAUACUGUCAAAAGAUUUUAUAUUGCAGAAGAAAAAAAGGAGAGAGAGAAGAUUAUUUCAUAAUAAAUGUUAAACUUAGCUAAAAAAGAAGGAUAAUCUUUGAAAGACUGCUAUGAUCCUAAAAGUAAUCUAAAAACAAUUAUUUAAUACUACGAUGAGUUUCUAAUGUAUCCUAAUUACUAUAUAAUCAUGGAAAAUUGUCCAUAUAAUUUGAAGUAAUUUAUGGAUAAUCCUAACUGUUAACUAGAGCCAGGAUUUAAAAAUUAUUAACUAAUUAGUUUCGCUCAUAGAAUCAUCUCAGCUCUUAAUUAAAUCAGCAAUUAAAAUAAUAAGUAAACUAAUAGCAAAAAAUAUACGCUAAAAAACAGAUAGAUUGAAAGUAUUCUAGUUGAUAAUCUUAAUCAAAUCAAAUUGUGUGAUUUCUAAUCAGUUGAAGAUUUUAUAAAUGAAAUUAGUCAUAAACCAGAGGAGUAGAAUUUUUAUUAUCCUCCAGAGUGUGGAAGAAGUGACACCAGCAAAGAUUGUUUAGAAAGCUUAAAAGCUGAUUCAUGGACUUUUGGUAUCUACUUUUAUCUGUUAGCUGGAGGAUCUGAAGCAGAUUGCUAUCAAAUAAGGAACUCAGGUUAUAAAAAAUUAUAUGCCUUAGAUGAUAAUUUAAAUAGCAUUCUCUCAAAAAUACUUUGUUUAAAUUGGCAACAAAGAUUAAGCACUAAAGAUAUUUAAGCUGAAUUUGAAAAUCUAUUAAAAUAAUAUGAGCAAAUAAAGGAUUAAUUUGCUGAUUAAGUCUAUUAAAGAUUUGAAUACUAUAAAACAAAUAACAAACAACUGGCCUAUAGAUACAUUACUAUUUGUACUUAAAUUUUACCAGAUGAUGAAAAAUAUAUUUAUCAGUAAGGUUUUAUUUAAGAUGACCUUAAAUUGUAUGAAGAGGCUAUUUAAUCAUUUGAAAAGUGUAUUAAAUUAAGCAAAUAAAAAGGAAAAAAUGAUAAAAUCGAUAAUUACUAUUACAACUUAGCUAUUGCUUAGAAAAAUUAAAAAUUAUUAGAUGAAGCCAUAAAUUCAUAUUUAAGCGCUAUAAAAAUCGAUUCUAAGAAAGCUAUCUAUCACUACAAAUUAGGUAUAGCUUACGUUGAAAAUGGAGAUCUAUAAAAAGGAAUUAAAUCAUUUACAACUUGUUAAGAGUUAGACAAAGAGAAAAAGUAUCAUUGCCAUUAUAAUAUUGGUCUUGCUCAUAGUGAAAAAGGAGAAUGGGAUAAAGCAAUAAAAGAGUUUAGUUUGCACAUAAAAGAUAUCGCAGCAGAUAGCGAAAAACAUGAAUGCUACUACAACAUGGGUAAUGCUUGUUAUGAAAAACGUUAGUACGAAAAAGCCAUAUAAAAUUAUAGAGAAGCCAUCUAAAGGUAUUAAGACCCAAAAUAUUAUUAUAAUUUAGGAAUGGCACUAAUGCUUAAUAAAGUUAUUUUUGAAGCAAUUUCAGAAUUUGAAAAUUGUAGAUAUCGAUUACAAGACAAAAAUACUCUGCAUCCUGUCUACGAACAAUUAGCUAUCUGUUAUAAAAAAGAUAAAUAAUUUCAUAAGGCUAUUGAAUUAUAUAAACUAUGCAUUGAACUUGAUAAAAAUGAAUAUAGUUAUCUAAUUGAUCUAGGAGUUGUUUAUGAAGAAAAUCAAGACUAUGCAGAAGCCAUUAAAACUUAUGGCUUAUACCUUGAUAAAUAUCCAUAAGACAAGAGUAUCUAAAGAAAAUAAAAAAAUGCAGAAAAUAAAUUAAAUAAAAUAAAACGUUGUUUUUUUUGGUGA